This is a messenger RNA of Medicago truncatula (barrel medic), 2338 nucleotides long. RefSeq names its product non-specific phospholipase C6. Gene Ontology annotation, biological process: phospholipid catabolic process. Gene Ontology annotation, molecular function: hydrolase activity, acting on ester bonds. The record is from RefSeq and is a predicted model, not a curated record. Lineage: Eukaryota; Viridiplantae; Streptophyta; Magnoliopsida; Fabales; Fabaceae. The transcript is spliced from 4 exons. Bases 359 to 1915 code for a protein of 518 amino acids.
UACUACAAACGGUGGUGGAGGAAAAAGAAGCACGUAAGAACUUCUUUUACACACUCACAAAACGACACACUCUAAUCACAUUCCUUUAAUUGCGUUACCUUUCCUCUUUUCUAUGGGCUCUAAACUCAGCUAAAGGAGAAACUAGAGUGAGUGUAAAUGAGGUAAAGCACAAAACAAAACAACAAAAAAACCAGAACCUUCUCUUUCCCUCUUCUGUUUUUUGCUACUCUUUCUGCUAUAUAUCUAUAAAAUAUCUAACUUCCAACAAGUGUUAAAUAUAACUUAAUGCCUUGUGAAUUCACAUAAGCAACCAGAAUUAGACACCCAUUUGCAAAAAGAAUCCAUCUUGAGGAAAAGAAUGGGAGCUAGCAAAAUCAGAUCCUCCAUUUUCCUGCUUUUUCUCACUGUUUCAAGUGUGUUCCCUCACCCAACAACCUAUGCACAAAAACAGCAACCUAUUAAGAACAUUGUUGUUUUGGUUAUGGAAAACCGUUCCUUUGAUCACAUGCUUGGUUGGAUGAAGAAAGCUAUCAACCCUUUAAUAGAUGGUGUCAAUGGAGAUGAAUGCAACCCUGUUUCUACAGAAAGUCCAAGAAAAGACACAAUUUGUUUCAGUGAUGAUGCAGAGUUUGUGGAUCCGGAUCCUGGUCAUUCAUUUGAGGAUGUUUUGCAACAAGUAUUUGGUAAUGGUUCAAUUCCUUCAAUGAAUGGAUUUGUGGAACAAGCAUUGUCUGUGUCUCAGAAUCUUUCUGAGACUGUAAUGAAAGGGUUUAAACCACAAUCUGUUCCUGUUUAUGCUGCUUUGGUUAAGGAAUUUGCAGUUUUUGAUAGGUGGUUUUCUUCAAUUCCUGGUCCAACACAACCCAAUAGGCUUUUUGUGUAUUCUGCAACUUCUCAAGGUUCAACAAGUCAUGUCAAGAGACAAUUAGCUAUAGGGUAUCCUCAAAAAACAAUCUUUGAUUCUAUGCAUCAUAAUGGCUUGGACUUUGGAAUUUAUUAUCAAAACAUACCAACAACACUUUUCUAUAGAAAUCUAAGGAAAUUGAAGUACAUAUCUAAAUUUCAUCAGUAUGAUUUGAGGUUCAAGAAAGAUGCAAGAAAUGGGAAGCUUCCACCUUUGACAGUGAUUGAGCCUAGGUACUUUGACUUGACGGGUUUGCCGGCAAAUGAUGAUCACCCAUCUCAUGAUGUUGCAAAUGGACAAAUGUUGGUUAAGGAGAUUUAUGAGACUCUAAGAGCAAGUCCACAGUGGAAUGAAACUCUUUUGGUCAUUACAUAUGAUGAGCAUGGUGGAUUUUUUGAUCAUGUGAAGACUCCUUUUGUUAACAUUCCUAGUCCAGAUGGGAACACAGGACCUGCUCCUUAUUUCUUUAAGUUUGAUAGGUUAGGUGUUCGGGUGCCUACUAUUAUGGUCUCUCCUUGGAUCAAGAAAGGGAUUGUGGUAAGAAGCCCCAAAGGACCAGCUGCGAAUUCCGAGUUUGAGCACUCUUCAAUUCCUGCCACCAUAAAGAAGAUGUUCAACCUUUCCUCUAACUUUUUGACUCACAGAGAUGCAUGGGCUGGGACAUUUGAGGAUAUUGUUGGGGAAUUAAGUUCACCAAGAACGGAUUGUCCAGUGACUUUGCCGGAUGUGACGCCUCUAAGGACUACUGAAGCAAAAGAAAAUGGUGGCCUCUCCGAGUUUCAGAGUGAGGUAGUUCAGUUGGCAGCUGUUCUCAACGGAGAUCACUUCUUGAGCAGUUUCCCAGAUGAAAUGAGCAAGAAGAUGAGUGUGAAGGAAGCUCAUGAUUACGUGAAGGGAGCUGUUUCAAGAUUCAUAAGAGCUAGCAAAGAAGCUAUCAAGUUAGGGGCGGAUGAGUCUGCUAUUGUAGACAUGAGAUCCUCUCUCACUACUAGAACUUCUAUUCACAAUUAAAUAUAAACUACAAAAAAAAAAGUGAGUUGUGGGGGAAACUUGUAUCUAGUUAUUAUAAGUUACGAGUCUUUUCAUUAGUAUUAGGUUAGAUUUUGUUAGGACUGUGAAAAGUUGAAAUGCAAAAGGAGGCGAAGUCUCUGUAUGUGUGUGUGUUUGUCAUUGUGUUCUGCUAGUAUGCUGUCAGUUAGUAAUGCAAUGCAAGCAUAAAAAGUCUCUCAAAUUCUCUCUGUUUGAGAAAACUUGAGAAGAUGGAAUAAAAUCAACUUAGAGAGUGAAGGUUUGGUUGGUGAGUUAUUUCGAAGGGGAAAACUUCAAUCGUUUCGUACAAAGUUUUGUUUUGAAUUGCUUGUAUUAUCAUGUGAAUUUCUUGAAUUCCAUGAGCUAGCUGCAUGACAUUAUAUUGAAACAAUAUUUUUUGGUAAA